UACUCCAAGUUGUUCAACCCUGUUUAAGUUAGUACAAAGUCAGUGGGAGGAAUUAAAAAAAUUAAACGCGCUGCGCCGUCCCUAUUGUUUGCCCUAUUUUCGCUGUUUUAAUCGAUUCGGAAGCCGCAAUGCUGGACAACCUCGUGGAAUUCGCCAACUACUGGUGGUUCCGAUACCUCAUGGUCACCGAGCUGUACAUGGUGGAAAAGUGGGAGCGCAUAACAAUACACGUCAUUUUCAUGGUGCUCUUCUGCGUGUUCUGGUACUUCAACUACUCCAUACUGCUCUCCCUGACCGGAUUAAUAGGCCCCAGUGCCUCCAUGGCGGAUAUAUUGCCCGGGGUUCAAGGACAGGGCCUCAAGGUCACCUAAGAGACCGCCCAUUCGUGCGUACCGCUCUCCUCCGUUCCAAUAUUAUCCAAAAUCGCCGCGAAGCUUUAUCUAAUCCACACGCGUUUACACACCGCAAUCAGUCAAUGGGAAGAAAGUACGGUACGGGCGGCACUUUUACAUACAUAGGCGACAUAUGUCCAAAGGGGCGAUCUAAUCGUCGUCCGAUCCGAAUCUGAAGUGGACAACACCUGGCGGGCGGCUGUCCAUCAAAUGCUGCCCCACUGUUUAAUGUAGUUAUCAUCUAGGUCUAGUUACACGUUUAUAAUCAGUAAAUAAAUCGAACGCUUUACACGAUCGCGCACUGUGAAAAAGUUCAAAAAUGAUAAA
Molecule: messenger RNA, 719 nt
Organism: Drosophila elegans
Lineage: Eukaryota; Metazoa; Arthropoda; Insecta; Diptera; Drosophilidae
Gene: ghi
Exons: 3
Coding region: 129-371 (80 amino acids)
Source: RefSeq, a predicted model, not a curated record